Peromyscus eremicus (cactus mouse) is the source of this 801-nucleotide messenger RNA. RefSeq names its product FAM3 metabolism regulating signaling molecule B (gene Fam3b). The transcript has 8 exons. Bases 50 to 790 code for a protein of 246 amino acids. The record is from RefSeq and is a predicted model, not a curated record. NCBI's taxonomy places the organism in Eukaryota, Metazoa, Chordata, Mammalia, Rodentia, Cricetidae.
GGCAACAGGAACACAGGGCGGAGCUCAGCGGAGCCGCUGGCCUGGGCACAUGGCAGGGGUGCGGCUGCCCCGGACCAGUAGAGGCUGGAGCCACCGACAUGGUAUUUUCAAGGCACUAGUGUUUAUUUUCUCCUCCCUGUGCGCCUGGUAUUCGGGGUACCUGCUGGCGGAGCUCAUUCCUGACGUGCCCCUGUCCAACACCCUCUACAGUAUCAAAAGCAUUGGAGAGAGACCUGUCCUCAAAGCCCCAACCCCCAAAAGGCAAAAAUGUGACCACUGGGCACCAUGUCCUCCUGACACCUAUGCCUACCGGCUGCUCAGUGGUGGUGGUCGAGACAAGUAUGCCAAGAUCUGCUUUGAGGAUGAGCUGCUGUUAGGAGAGAAGACAGGGAACGUGGGAAGAGGGAUAAACAUCGCUGUCGUCAACUAUGAGACUGGAAAGGUGAUAUCAACAAAGUACUUUGACAUGUAUGAAGGUGAUAACUCUGGGCCAAUGGCCAAGUUCAUUCAGAGCGCCCCUUCAAAAUCCCUGUUAUUCAUGGUGACCCACGAUGAUGGGAGCUCCAGACUGAAGGCCGAAGCAAAGAAUGCUAUAGAAGCCCUUGGAAGCAAAGAAAUCAAGAACAUGAAGUUCAGGUCAAGCUGGGUGUUUGUUGCAGCAAAGGGCUUUGAGCUCCCUCCAGAAAUGGAGAGAGAAAAAAUCAACCACUCAGAUCAAUCCAAGAACAGAUACUCUGGCUGGCCAGCAGAGAUCCAGAUCGAAGGAUGCAUACCCAAAGGGCUGGGAUAGCAGUGCCUGGG